GGGGGUGGGGGGGGUCACGUUUGGCCCCAGGGACAACAGGGAAUAACCUCAAGGAAUGUCCAGGAAAAGGGCUCCCGGCGAUGCCUCUCUCCGGAUGAGCAGCGGGCUACCGAGCGGGGGCAGCUGGAGGCUGGUGCGGGAGAUCGAGGUGAACGUGUUGGAGUGCAAGGUUUGCUUCGAGAGCUACAGCAGCGGCCGCCGGCCCUGCAGCCUGCCCUGUGGCCACGCCGUCUGCAGGCUGUGCCUGGCAGCCCUGAGCAGAGCCUCUCGGCGGCUGCUGCAAUGUCCCUUCUGCCGCAAGACCUGGGCGGCUUGUCUGGCCGCUGACUGCCUGCCUCUGCUGCAGCUGGCGGAGCUGGUGGAGGAGGAGAAAGGGCAGGAGGAAAAGGAGGAGGAAGAGGAGGAGGACAUGGGCUCCUCCUGCAGCCAACCCCCAGCCCCGCCAGCCUCCCCGGCUCCCUGGCCCCGGCUGAGCUGCCAGGCGGUGUCAGGGGGCUGGGGGCAGCUGCUGAACCCCACGGGCAUCGCAUUGUGCAGCAGGUCAGGGCGGGUGGUGGUGGCUCACGACGGGCAGAAGCGCGUCAGGGUUUUCGACCCGAAGAAGGGGACGUGCCUGCGGGAAUUCGGCUCCAAGGAAGACAUCAGAUACCCCCUAGAUGUGGCUGUGACCCAGGACGGGCUGGUGCUGGUGACGGAUGCGGGGGACUCGGCUGUCAAAGUCUUCACCCCCCACGGACGGCUAGUCAUGACGAUCAGAGAGAGCCUGGCUCUGCCUUGGGGGGUGGACAUCGGCCCACAGGAUCAGGUGGCCGUGGCCGAUGCAGAGCUGGGCUCCCUCUCUCUGCUGCACAUCGACUUCCGCACCAGGACCUUGGUGAGGAACCAACGCGUCUGCUCCACCUUGCGCCGCCCCCGGGAGGUUGCUAUCUGCCCGGCGACCGGCUUCAUUCACGUGGUGGAGCACCUCAGAUCUCAGCCUGCAGGGAGCACCAGCCCCGUCUGCUUGAGCACCUUCAACAACCAACAGCAACUCAUCUACCAAAUGGAUAGCUUCAGGUUGGGUUUGCUCAACACCCCUCAGCUGUGGGUCUCUGGCAUCACUGUUGAUGGCAAAGGCAAUGUCCUCAUCGCUGAAGCCAACCACAAGGCUGUGGUGUGCCUGGGGAAUCCUCAGGCUCCUCAAUACAGGACAAUCAUUAGCCAAGGGCUCUCAUUCCCCCUGGGAUUAGUUUGCAUUGGAGACGACACUUUGAUUGUGUUGGACGGUGGAGAUUAUUCGUUCAAAGUCUACAGAGAUUUUUACCAAACAAAACCCUAAUCGGAAAAUUUUCCGUCUAUCAGUUUCCUGAAGAAAAUGGAGUGGGACUUGACGGCGACGUAUUUAAAACACGAUUGAAGCAGCUUUAGUAACUAAAAGAUUUAAUUUAAACUCUUUAGGCACACCUGUAAUGUUUAGAUGCGUCCAGUUUUUGGGAAGAGCAGAAAAUUUGAACUGUGAGUGUGAAAGUUACAAAAAUAAAGUGUUAAAUGUA
Callorhinchus milii (elephant shark) is the source of this 1532-nucleotide messenger RNA. Its product is annotated as E3 ubiquitin-protein ligase NHLRC1. Gene Ontology annotation, molecular function: protein binding; translation repressor activity; ubiquitin protein ligase activity. The transcript is spliced from 2 exons. The coding region runs from base 56 to 1318 and encodes 420 amino acids. Gene Ontology annotation, biological process: proteasome-mediated ubiquitin-dependent protein catabolic process; negative regulation of translation; protein polyubiquitination. NCBI's taxonomy places the organism in Eukaryota, Metazoa, Chordata, Chondrichthyes, Chimaeriformes, Callorhinchidae. The record is from RefSeq and is a predicted model, not a curated record.